UCAAAAUAACUCUGUGAUUUUCAACUCUCGCAAAUUUUCCUAGUUUCGGAUCUCGGGUUCACCACGUCACUCUCUUCCUCCAAUCAAUUUAUUGUGCCUAUUUCUGUGUCUCAUCUAAUAUGGAUUGGAAUUUGUUCUUUUGGCUUUUGAUUUGUUUCCCUCUCAACGUUGCCUUUUUGAUUUCUACUUUCUACCAGGUUUUGAUCUUAUCUGACUUAGAAGCUGACUUUAUCAACCCAUAUGAUGCUUCAUCUCGGAUGAAUUACUUCGUUGUUCCUGAGUUUAUUGGGCAAGGAUUAUUCUGUGCUCUUUGCCUCUUCACGGGUCAUUGGGUCAUGUUUUUUAUAACAGUUCCUCUUACUUGCUAUCAUGUAAUGCUGUAUGUGAAACGGAAGCAUCUUAUUGAUGUUACUGAAGUGUUUAGGGUACUUAAUGCUGAGAAGAAAUUUCGGUUAGCCAAACUUGCUUUUUACAUACUGGUGCUCCUUAUAAUUGUCUUCAGGCUUGUAUUAUUGGGUGUCUACUAUUUAGAUAUUGAAGAUGAAUGAUGUGGAAAACCUUUGAAUAACCACUACUUGUGCAAUAUGGCAACCAAUGUGUAAGUUGCUCUGUCCUUUUUGAAUAUAAUUUGUUUGAAGAAAUGCUCGAACCAACAUUCUCUUCACAUUUCAUUUUUUUUUUUUAUGUAUACAAGUUUGAAUGCCUAGGCGAAUUCUUUCCUUAGAUUUCUAGGUUACCUGUGUUGUAUGUAUGACUUGGUUUUUGGUCCUACAGCCCAAAGUAUGGUCUCCGCGUUGCUUCCCUUGUUGAUUAAACAAAUUCUCCAUAAUUGAUGUCCAUGUCUUGGGGUUGUUUGACAUUCAAGGCAGAUUAAUUAGUCAAGUGGCUGAUUAAAGUUCUAGAUCUCUUUUCACUGUCAAUAAUUUUCAAAUUGAUGACUAUCACUUGAACACGAUUUGUGGGUAACUGUUUUGGCAGCAAUAUUCAAGAUUGU
Messenger RNA from Gastrolobium bilobum, 994 nucleotides. RefSeq names its product protein cornichon homolog 1-like. The transcript has 4 exons. The record is from RefSeq and is a predicted model, not a curated record. The coding region runs from base 120 to 548 and encodes 142 amino acids. Gene Ontology annotation, biological process: vesicle-mediated transport. Lineage: Eukaryota; Viridiplantae; Streptophyta; Magnoliopsida; Fabales; Fabaceae.